Messenger RNA from Wyeomyia smithii (pitcher-plant mosquito), 877 nucleotides. RefSeq lists its product as uncharacterized. NCBI's taxonomy places the organism in Eukaryota, Metazoa, Arthropoda, Insecta, Diptera, Culicidae. The transcript is spliced from 2 exons. The record is from RefSeq and is a predicted model, not a curated record. Bases 86 to 523 code for a protein of 145 amino acids.
UUCAUUCAAUUCAGUCAUUCUGGAGCAUCCGUAGAAUAAGGUGCGUUUCGUAUUGUCUUGUAAAAAUUGCCUCCAAUUGGAUACAAUGAAAAAUCUUCUAACUUUACUGCUGGUUCUACCAAUCGCCAUUGUUCGCGUUCGGUCCCUUGAGUGCUACAGCUGUGAUUCCGACCUGACCGAUCUGGAUUGCAACCAGAUCGAUUCGCUACCGAAAGUAAACUGCACCGACGUUUCCGGUUCCAGCUUGGUAGCAUUGACCUGUGGAUUGCAGCAUGCUAGAGCUAAGAGUACCAGUGCGGAACGGAUCUACCGCGGUUGCAUGGUUGUUGGAGAGUGUGAUCUGUUGACUCGACAGGUUGAGCUGACCAGUGCCUAUCGAAUGGCAAAAUGCCACGAGUGCAGCUCGGAUCACUGUAACGAUCUGAGAACCGAUAGUGGGGUCAACGGUCAGGAGACACCGUUUGCACUGGUCGCUAGUCUGCUGGCGAUGGCUCUGGUAGGAGUGCAUGGAUUUUAUAAAUAAAAUUUCGAUGGGGCAAGACCCAAUUUGGAGUUUCCCAAUUUCAUAUGUCAAUAAGAUUUCCGUAAUUCUCGUGAACUGAAUGAAUAAAUACAGGGUAAAUUAUAGACGCAACAUCGACCAGCAGCGUUUUUUUUUGUUUUUUUUUUAUAAUUUUUGUUUCAGAUUUUAGGAAAAUAAUGAUUUUAAAACAAAAAAUAUAGAAUGAUCCCGCUUUUAGCUCGAAAUCGCCGCAAAGUGCUUCUACAUGGCAGAAAAGUUUCAAACUAACAGUGAUCUCAAGUGAAGUUCAAAGUCGCUGAAAAACUGAAGAACUGAAGAGUUCAAAAUAAAAAAUAUUCUAAAUUAAACUUAGAA